CUUUGUGUUUACCUCGAAAUCGAUAAUUUUUUGAUAGGAUGGCGCUCCGAGUACGCGAACGUCUUUCCUUUUUCGGCAGGCGGAAGAGACUUGGACAGCGGACGUGCCUGGCAGUGAGCGUGCUUCGUGCACCGCAGGUGGCCGCCAUUUUCUUCAUUGUUGUCUGCAUGUGCAUCGAUUUCGGGACGCUCUGGGCGAAGCACGCCAAGCACCAUCUCAACCACCCGUACCACUGCUUGGGCCUCGCGCUGACGCGCUUGGCUAUCUCUAAAGGCAGCCACAGGCAGUGCGGGUUCAUGCUGUUCCAGGCUAGGAAGAGCAGCGUGCUCACCCUCCUGUACAUCGCCAUUGGCAUCGCGCUCUUCCCGCUAGCGAUCUACAGCAUGAGCCUCGGCUUCGGCGAGUGCGAGUGGCAGCCGCCCCGCUCUGCUCACUAUGCUAUACGUUCCUACGCGGACAAAGAAGCAGAGAUAAAGGCACCACACGCGGACCGUGCACGGGAAAAAGAGGAGGCGGUCUACAGAGUGCAAAGAGCCGAGAUUCAACGUGGAGCAGGACGAGUAAAAGCUCGAAAAGACAUGGUUGUUAAACAUAAGCUCCACCUGUGCAUAUUAGACACGUUGAUCGACUUGUCCCUGGUCUUGUAGCUUAGAAGGUUGUCACUGCCGCCUGUGCUCCUGAUUCUUCUCCCAUUUCCUGGGCAGUCUUUUACCGGGUUGGCUUAUAAGAAGAAUGUAGUGGGCGAAUGAAGUACUAAUCAGUGCUCGCGCUGAUCAGAACAGCCGUCACACACGUGGCAGCCUGUAGCAGUGACGCAGCUGCGGACCUGGUGUGCACCUGGAUGCGUUAGGCUCAGAGAGACCUGCUGUCAUUUACAGAGAUUGGAGACUGCGGCGCAGAGAACUUGCAAGUUGAACAAAAACAGGUGUGCUAGUGUGCCCAUGAGAGUCCCAAUUGACCAUCCACGGCUGUUCCAUUUUCAAUUACUGACCUUCAUCCUUCGGGUUUGGCCUCAGUGUCGGCUCGUCGCUGCGACCCCGUCGUCUCACUCGACUCUCGAGACUAUUUCUUGAGGCGCCGGCCGG
Molecule: messenger RNA, 1085 nt
Organism: Tilletiaria anomala UBC 951
Lineage: Eukaryota; Fungi; Basidiomycota; Exobasidiomycetes; Georgefischeriales; Tilletiariaceae
Exons: 1
Coding region: 168-647 (159 amino acids)
Source: RefSeq, a predicted model, not a curated record